AAAACUUUGGCGAAAUUUCUCUCAUUUCUACUUGUCUGAAGUUCGUCUACGAUGGAGGAAGAGAAGGUGAGGAUUCGUCUGGUGUUUGAAGACCGACGGAUUCUUAGUAAGUAUCAGAAGAAGCAAGGUUUAACACGGAGCUGGGUUGUUCUGAAUCGUAAAUGUCACCGAACUGUAUCAGAGUUUUCUAAUCAUCUCUUUCGCACAUUCAGCCUCUGUGAAGCUUGUCCUCAUGGCCUUACUCUAUCUAUGGAUGGUUUCGUUUUGCCACCAUUCGAGUCGAGCAGUGUAUUGAAGGAUAAAGAUAUCGUUUGUGUUAAGAAGAAGAAAGGGUCUUUGUUGGAGAUUGUUGGGGAAGACAGCGAGGAUAAUGUUGACAACGCUAUUGAGGUUGAGGAAAGGCCUCAGAUUCGUCCUGGUGAAAUGCUUCUUGCUAAUGAGGAGUUCCAGAAGGAAACUGGAGGAUAUGAAAGUGAAUCUGAGGAAGAUGAGGUUGAAGAGGAAGCAGAAGAGUUUGUGCCAGAGAAGAAGACUUCUAAGAAACGUAAAGCUUCCAGCAAAAGCCUAAGCUCCAAGAGGAAGAAGUGUAAGUUAGCUACUACUGAGGAAUCUCCCGAGGAAAGAGAAAACAUAGCUGUUGUUAGCAAUGUUGUGAAGAAGAAGAAAAAGAGAUCAUCGGAUGUACAAAGAGCUGAAAAUGAUGAACAGGAUAACGGUAACACCAAGCCCAUGGCCAAUUCAAAGAGGUUGUUGCAAGAAGAAGAGAGCAAAGAGCCUAACGAUCUGUGCCAACUAUCUGCUGAAACUAAAAAGACACCUAGCAGAAGUGCUCGACGUAAAAAGGCGAAACGGCAAUGGUUGAGAGAGAAAACAAAACUAGAGAAGGAAGAGCUUCAACAGAAGCAGUUGGUUGUAGCACCCAGUCAAAAACCAGUCAUCACUAUAGAUUACCAAGCAACUGAGGAAAAUCACUGUGAAACUCUUGAAAGUCAACAGCCAGAUGAACUUAGUGAUGGUGUCGGGGAUGAAGUGGUUCCUGUGGAAGUGAGGCCAGGUCACAUUCGCUUCAAGCCGCUCGCUGGAACAGAUGAAGCUCCCCUUGAAAGUGAACCUCCUGCGGAAAAAUUCUUGUGGAAUGGAAACAUGACGAAGAAGAAAGGACAGAAAUGGGGCACAGAGAAGACAGGAUUUUCAAAACGAUAUGCUCAGGAUUUCAAUGAAGAUACUACUUAUCAGACAAAGCCCGCUGAAGCAGAGACACUUGCUAAGGGUCCGAUCGAUUAUGAACGGCUUGUGGCUUACACUGGCUCAAUAAAGAAAGGAGAUGUUAUUGCAUACCGCCUCAUUGAGCUAACAUCAUCUUGGACUCCCGAGGUUUCCUCUUUUCGGGUUGGGAAGAUAAGCUACUAUGAUCCAGACUCCAAGAAGGUGACUUUGAUGCCUGUUCAAGAAUUUCCAAUCGAGAAAAAGACAGAAGAGGACGACGAUUUCUCCAUGGAACCUGAUACAUCUCUUUAUAAAGAAGACGGGUCCUUGGAGAUAGAAUUUUCUGCUCUGCUCGAUGUCCGCAGUGUCAAAACUAGCAGCUCAGAUUCCGCAGAAGUCGCCAAGUCAGCACCGCCCGAGCCUGACCAGUCAGCUACAAAGCUAAAGCUAAGCGCAAACAAAGAUUUGCAAACCCCUAUAAAAGAAAAUGGAAAAGUGAACCCUUGGGAAGAACUAAGUGAAGCUUUAAGUGCGAAAAAAGCAGAGUUGUCUCAGGCCAACAAUGGGUGGAACAAGAAAGGGAGUUCAAGUGGAGGAGGCUCAUGGUCUUACAAGGCACUGCGAGGCAGUGCUAUGGGUCCCGUAAUGAACUAUCUCAGAUCUCAGAAAGAGAUUUAAGAAAUCAGUACACAUCUCUAGAAGAAAUUCUUAUGCUUCUUUCUUCAUUUUGGAUAUGAAAAACUCAGACAAGAGUAGAGAAAGCCAUUUUGUUUUUAUGAUGUUAAUGCACUGCUGAGCUUUCUAAGGGUAAAGGUUUAUGUAUAGAGAAAAACGAUGCAUGUCUACUACUCUCAAGAUCUUUUUAAAUUUUAUGGGAAUAGAACUUUAUGUUUGUG
Messenger RNA from Arabidopsis arenosa, 2102 nucleotides. NCBI's taxonomy places the organism in Eukaryota, Viridiplantae, Streptophyta, Magnoliopsida, Brassicales, Brassicaceae. The record is from the annotation of a GenBank genome assembly.